Molecule: messenger RNA, 2699 nt
Organism: Phaedon cochleariae (mustard beetle)
Lineage: Eukaryota; Metazoa; Arthropoda; Insecta; Coleoptera; Chrysomelidae
Source: the annotation of a GenBank genome assembly
AUUCGUUCAGUAGGCGCUGACCGGCAGACAAGUGACUGACGCGACGUUUCGAACAUUUGUCGCGGUCGCGAGUGAAACCCGAAAAGAGCGAGAGGGAGAUAGGAAAAGAGUGCAUACGAGGCACGGAAGAAAGUAAACAUUUCUGGAACUUCUUGACCAAAGAAACUCUACAAGAUUUGAAGACCUAAGCCAAAUGAUGAAGUGACCCCAAAAUUUUCAGUGCAUCUUUCCUAUUUUGACUUCCUCUUGCUCAAGUGAUCGAACAUAUUAACACAAAACCGUAAAAUUAAAAUACAAAAAUGAAAGGAAGAGAAAAGUUAUGUGCAAAAUUAUCCAGUACAUUCUUAAGAAAGUGGUGGUUCGUAGUAGCAGUCUCUGUAGGAUGUAUAUUCUUUGGAAUAAUUGUAGUGAUAUUCUUCUCUAGUUGGGUAAAAUUAGUGAUAAACCAUGAAUUAGUUUUGAGGGAUGGAAGCCAGACAUUUACUUGGUGGGCGAAACCCCCUGUAGUACCUACCAUAAAAGUGUACAUUUACAACGUCACAAAUGCUGAUGAGUUCCUCAAUAACGGUUCGAAACCUGUGGUGGACGAACUUGGUCCAUACGUAUAUGUAGAAAAAUGGGAGAGAAAGAAUCUGACUUUCCAUGAUAAUGGAACAGUUUCCUACAAUCUUGAGAAAAUCUACCAUUUUGACGAAUCCCAGUCUGCAGGAAGUCAAGAUGACGUAGUUGUUGUACCAAAUAUUCCUAUGCUGAGUGCCACGUCUCAAUCGAAGCACGCAGCGCGAUUUUUGCGGUUAGCGAUGGCCAGCAUUAUGGACAUUCUCAAGAUCAAGCCCUUCGUCGAAGUGACUGUGGGGCAGCUGCUGUGGGGUUACGAGGACCCGCUGCUGAAGCUGGCUAAGGACGUGGUGCCCAAAGAACAGAAGCUGCCCUACGAGGAGUUCGGGUUGAUGUACAAGAAAAAUGGAACGUCACCAGACAUCGUCACAGUUUUCACUGGAGCCAACGAUAUCACUAAGUACGGUCUCAUCCAAAAUGUCAAUGGAAGGAGCAACUUGUCCCAUUACACCUCUGACGAAUGCAACAGCAUGGAAGCCUCUGACGGGUCCAUAUUCCCGCCGCACAUGAACAAAAACACCACCCUGUACAUUUAUGACAAGGAUCUUUGUAGGAGGUUGCCUUUGAUUUACCAGAAAGAAGUGACUGGUAGCAAUGAUGUGCCAGGCUUCAGAUUCUCCCCACCAAAAUCAGUGUUCGCUGAUAUGGACGAAAUGCCAGACAACGCCUGUUUCUGUCCGCAAGGACCUCCAUGUGCCCCAUCUGGGUUUUUCAACGUCUCAUUAUGCCAAUACGAUUCUCCUAUUUUGCUGUCGUUUCCCCACUUCUAUCUUGCCAAUGAUAGUUACAGGACGGCAUUGGACGGUAUUUCUCCGGCUGAUCCAGAAAAACAUACUUUCUUCAUGGAUAUCCAACCAGUAAUGGGUGUAGCCAUGAAGGCCAAAGCGAGGAUACAAAUCAACUUGGCCGUGUCUCAAGUGAUUGAUAUCAAACAAGUUGCCACCUUUCCCGAUAUCAUCUUCCCCAUCAUGUGGUUCGAGGAGGGUUUGGACUCCCUGCCAGAAGAAAUGACAGGUCUAAUGAAACUGGCAACGACAGUACCUCCCGUAGCACGGACAGUAAUCGCCGCCUGUUUGUUCGUCGUCGGCGCCAUCUUGCUGAUAAUUGCCGUGUGGCGAUUGGUCAGAGGCGCGAAUCGGCUGAGCUCGCUGCACCUCGCGCCCGGUCACGUGGGUACGCCUGCCAAGGCCACCCUGUAUGUUUGUAGACAACGAACUUUCUUUUUGGAUAUUGUGUGUGAUAACUAUUAGGGCAAUACUAUUCCAAUUCGAAUAUAAAACUACGUACAAAAUGAUUUGUUUUCCUAUAGUUUCCAAAAAUGUCUCUCUAUAUAUAGUAAUAAUUGAUGCAAUCAUUUUAUUUGAAUGUUUUCUGAGGUUCCUAACGGACUUCAUACAUUUUUUCAUGUCCCUAUUCUUUUGACUAGUUUUCUUCAAUAAAUCUAUUGAAGAAACAUACGAAUUGAGAGUGACUGAUAGCAAUUUUUUUGUUUCUUAUGGAAGGAAAGAAUCUUGUUCGAUUUCCUCAUGAUUGUUGCUGUAGAGUCUCCCAAAAAAUUUAUUCCGUCCAAUGAGUAAUGAAGUUAUGCAAAGAAUUACAUACAUCAUGAACAAAAACAAAAAUGAGCCUCAUGUUCCGAAAUUUCUAUUUGAAUUUGAUGACUAAUUUCUGCUCAUGUCUUGAAUAAUUUAAAUAUUUAAAUAUCUUAGUUGUACAGAAAAUUUGCAAGAAUGUCUGGUGCUGUGUAUAAAUAUAGGUAUAUAAACUAACCUUUUUCUUUUAUCAUUACAAUAUUUUUGAACAUUCAGUGUUUAUAAGAGCAAAGGCUUAGAAGGAGGGUGAAUUGUAUCGUUUUCUAAAAAUUGUAUUAGUUGAAAACCAUUGACAUAGUGAUUUUAUGUUGCCAAUCUAUUUUUUUUUCUUGACCUAAUAAAGACAUUUUGUAAUUGACAAUUUCUUGUUGAAUCCUCGUUUUUUGUAUGAUAUUUGGACGAUAUGGUAGAAGUUUUAAGUUGAUGAUGUUUUUAUGGGUUGAAUGUAAUAAUUGUAUAUUGUUUAUGUAGAAAUAAAGUUUUCAACAC